Manis pentadactyla (Chinese pangolin) is the source of this 1811-nucleotide messenger RNA. RefSeq names its product syntenin-2-like. NCBI's taxonomy places the organism in Eukaryota, Metazoa, Chordata, Mammalia, Pholidota, Manidae. Bases 183 to 548 code for a protein of 121 amino acids. The transcript has 6 exons. The record is from RefSeq and is a predicted model, not a curated record.
CCCAGCUGGGACAAGGGCCACCACCUUCCAAGGAGAGAAACAGACUCGGCAGUGGCUGGAGAAGGACGGGCAGCAGCACCUGGUGCAGGGUGUUAAGGAACAGCCAUGUCCACCCUGUACCCAUCUCUGGAGGACCUGAAGGUGGACCACGCCAUUCAGGCCCAGGCCAGACCACACCCAGGAUGCCCACCCUGCCGGUCCAGGGCACGGCUGUCUCCCAGCCUUCAGUUUUAUACCCAAACCUGGCAGAACUCGAAAAUUAUAUGGGUCUUUCCCUCUCCAGCCAAGAAGUCCAGCGGAGCCUGUUUCAGACUCCAGAAGGCUGCCGUACAGUGGUCUCGGGCCCCUCGCCGGGCAUGCUGGUGGCGCCGGUGUCUGGGAACAGCCUGGGCGCGCGGCGUGCGGAGAUCAAGCCUGGGGUGCGCGAGAUCCACCUGGGCAAGGAUGAGCGUGGGAAGACCGGGCUGCGGCCGCGGGCCAUUGACCAGGGAUCUGGCUUCCAGAUGGCUGUCUGUCGCCAGAAGCCAGGGACACUGAUGCCUCUGUGAGAGGCCUGUACAGUCCAGAGCUUGGGGAUGCAGCCCAGGGUUGAAACCCUGCCUCAGUGGCGGCCCAGUUGUGUGGCAAGGUCGUGCUGUGGAAUGGCUGGUGUCCUUACAAGAGGAGAGACACCUGGAGGGGAUGACCACGUGACACAAACAGGGAGAAGGCCACGUGACAGCAGAGGCAGGGAUGGAGUGGGCCGUUGCCAGCCAAGGAACCGAGUAUUGCUGGCCACCACCGGAAGCCAGAGAAACAAGGAAGGAUUCUCCCCUACAGGGGGAGCGUGGCGCUGCCCACACCGGACUGCUGGCCUCCAGAACUGUGAGACAAUACAUUUCUGUUGUUUUAAGCCCCUGGUGUGUUGUACUUUGUUACAGCUGCCCUAGGAAAUGGAUGCAGGGACGACAUUGGGGUACAGCAUGCAUAUGUAUUUUGGCCUCAGUAAUCUGGGCUCCUGGGUGGUCCCUGAUCUUUAAUCCAAGAACCAAGCCUUGGAGGGCUCAGAUCACAGUUUUCCGUAGCAGAGAGGAUGCACUGGCCCUAGGGAGGGGGCACAGUGACACGGGGACUCCUCGCUAGAGGAGAGAGAAGCCCUGUGCUUGCACCCUGGGAAGUGAGAAAGGGAGAUGGAAGCAGAGAGAGAGAGGGGAAGCCACACAUUCAUUGCCCAGGGCUGAGCCUUGGCUGGGCAGUAGGGUCUGUGGGAACAAGAGCUGCAGAGACCUCUGAGAAACCAGGCCUGCAACCCACCUUUCAUGGCUCCAGUGAGCCCCAGCCUAGAUGGCACCGUGGGAGCUGUGGAACAGCAGCAGUGGCUGCUGUUGGGUGUUCAGAGUCUCUGAAUGCCCCAGAACCCAGUGUGGUGCUGCUGAGAGGGAUGGUGGGCCAGCAGAGGCCUGGACAGAUGCCUCUGGGCCAGAGGGGGACAAUGAGCCCAGAGUCAACAGCGGACUCCAAAGCCAGACUGUAGCAGAGCCAGGCUCAGGUGCCAUCCACGCUCUGGGCCUCCCUUACAUGAGGGACUGAACAGUUUGUAAACACAGGGUUCCCUGCAGAGGAGCGCCUGGUUGUAGAUACCCCAGUGUAGAUACUCCAGCAGUUAAUCUUGCUGUAAUUUAAUUUCUGUUUAAGCUUAAUCUAUAGCUGAAACUAAUCUAAGAGAGAAUAGGUGCUGCGUCUUGGAAUCUGGUGCGAGUCAUGAGCGAUGUGACAAGGACUGCAAACAGUUCCCGUUGUCCUUUCCGAGGUAAACCCAGAUAAGGAGCACA